AGGACGGGCGAGCAGGCGGGGUUGGGGUUACCGACCGCAGGAGGAGGAGGAGGAGGAGGAGGAGAAAGGGUUGUGCUCUCGGCCGAGCGAGGGGCGGGGCCGCGGGCGGCGCGAGCAGGUGCAGGGCUACCGGGACCCGCCGGCGCGCGAGGGUCCUUGGCCCUCGCCGUCGCAGCAAGUGGCCGCCGUCGCUGGGUCGCCUUGGGUCUGCGGGAGGCGGGUUAUGGCGGCGGCGGCGGCGGCAGUGGAAGCCGUGAAUGAAUUCUCCGGGUGGACGAGGGAAGAAGAAAGGCUCCGGCGCCCCCAGCAGCCCGGCGCCUCCCAGGCCUCCGCCCCCCUGCCUGGCCUCCGCCCCUCCCGCCGCCGCCGGGCCGGCCGCUCCGCCCGAGUCGGCGCAUAAGCGGAACCUCUACUAUUUCUCCUAUCCGCUCUUCGUCGGCUUCGCGCUGCUGCGCCUGGUCGCCUUCCACCUGGGGCUCCUCUUCGUGUGGCUCUGCCAGCGCUUCUCCCGCGCCCUCAUGGCCGCCAAGAGGAGCUCCGGGGCCGCGCCGGCGCCCGCCUCGGCCUCGCCCCCGGAGCCUGUGCCGGGCGGCGAGGCCGAGCGCGUCCGCGCCUUCCACAAGCAGGCCUUCGAAUACAUCUCCAUUGCCCUGCGCAUCGAUGAGGACGAGAAAGCAGGAAAAAAGGAUCAAGCUGUGGAGUGGUAUAAGAAAGGUAUUGAAGAACUAGAAAAAGGAAUUGCUGUCAUAGUUACAGGACAAGGUGAACAGUGUGAAAGAGCUCGACGCCUCCAAGCUAAAAUGAUGACAAAUUUGGUCAUGGCCAAGGACCGUUUACAGCUUCUAGAGAAGCUGCAACCAGGUAUGCAGUUUUCUAAAUCACAAACAGAUGUCUAUAACGAUAGUACUAACCUGACAUGCCGCAAUGGACAUCUCCAGUCAGAAAGUGGAGCUGUUCCAAAAAGAAAAGAUCCCUUAACACACACUAGUAAUUCAUUGCCUCGUUCAAAAACCGUUAUGAAAACUGGAUCCACAGGUCUUUCAGGCCACCACAGAGCACCUAGUUGCAGUGGUUUAUCCAUGGUUUCUGGAGCAAGACAGGGGCCUGGGUCUGCAGCAGUUACCCACAAGGGUCCUUCAAAAACAAAUAGAACAAAUAAACCUUCUACCCCUACAACUGCUGCUCGAAAGAAGAAGGACUUGAAGAAUUUUAGGAAUGUAGAUAGCAACCUUGCAAACCUUAUAAUGAAUGAGAUUGUGGAUAAUGGAACAGCUGUUAAAUUUGAUGAUAUAGCUGGUCAAGAAUUGGCAAAACAAGCAUUACAAGAAAUUGUCAUUCUUCCUUCCCUGCGACCUGAGCUGUUCACAGGGCUCAGAGCUCCUGCCAGAGGUUUGCUGCUCUUCGGUCCUCCUGGAAAUGGGAAGACAAUGCUGGCUAAAGCAGUAGCUGCAGAAUCAAAUGCAACCUUCUUUAAUAUAAGUGCUGCAAGUUUAACUUCAAAAUAUGUGGGAGAAGGAGAGAAAUUGGUGAGAGCUCUUUUUGCUGUGGCUCGAGAACUUCAGCCUUCUAUAAUUUUUAUAGAUGAAGUUGAUAGCCUUCUGUGUGAAAGAAGAGAAGGGGAGCAUGAUGCUAGCAGACGUCUAAAAACAGAAUUUCUGAUAGAAUUUGAUGGUGUACAGUCUGCUGGAGAUGACAGGGUGCUUGUGAUGGGUGCAACUAACAGGCCACAGGAGCUUGAUGAAGCAGUCCUCAGGCGUUUCAUCAAACGUGUAUAUGUGUCUUUACCAAAUGAGGAGACAAGACUACUUUUGCUUAAAAAUCUGUUAUGUAAGCAAGGAAGCCCAUUGAGCCAAAAAGAAUUAGCACAACUUGCAAGGAUGACUGAUGGAUACUCAGGAAGUGAUCUGACAGCUUUGGCAAAAGAUGCAGCACUGGGUCCUAUCCGAGAAUUAAAGCCAGAACAGGUGAAGAAUAUGUCUGCAAGUGAGAUGAGAAAUAUUCGAUUAUCUGACUUCACUGAAUCAUUGAAAAAGAUCAAACGAAGUGUGAGCCCUCAGACCUUGGAAGCAUACAUCCGUUGGAACAAGGACUUUGGGGAUACUACCGUGUAAGGAAACACCUUUGAAAGCCUGCAGAAUAAACAUCAAGAAAAAAAUACAGGAUCUGCUAUGCGAUGUCAACUCUUGAAACUUGGCCUAAGUUUACAGGACUUGAGUGUUAAAAUAUUUGUGCACCAAACUUGAAGAUGAACCAGACACAAAUUUAACUAAAACAUACAAUGCAAGUUGAGUGGUUUGUUGUUUUAAGACCUUCUUGCCUUGAUGGUCAUGGCUAUUCCAGUGGACACCAGUUUCGAGCACAACAAAAAUGGAUUCUGGUCUUCUCUUCCAGUAUAAUCAUAAUGUAAAUAAUAAUUUGUAUAUUGUGUUGCAGAUGAAAGUAUUCCAGAAACAGUGAAUGGUAGAAGAAACAAGAGCCUUUGCUUGUUUGUCUUCUUUUUUGUCUUAAAAAAUGGUAAUUUUUCCUGCUUUCUUUUCUUUUUUCUGCUGUUGUCCUAAGUAUGGGUGAUUGGAAUGCCAACCACUCUUUAAGUUUGUUUUCUUUCUCAAAUACAGUGUGCCAAAAGAAACUUUUUCCUAAGUAAUAAGACAGGGAAAAGUUAUUUUGAGGGUUUUCUUCACUUAUCUACAGACCUUAAACAGCUUUGUGAUCUUCUCACUUUUUGUUUUGUUACCUUACUACCAAGCAGUUUAGAAAGCAAUAUAAUCAAAGCCAGUCUGGUGAAACGCAGAUGGUUUAGAGGUUUGAGUUCCUCUGUCAUGUAACAUGUAGACCAGUCCACAUGUGACCUUCGGUGUUUGAUUUUACUACUGUACUUGUCAGAAAUCUGUUGUACACUGUUUCCUUAUUCACAACGGAAUUUAUUUUUUGCUGGAAUUACUCUGAAUCUUUAGAACGUCAAUUCUAACUGCUAUGAAAGAGGUUCUGGUACAAGCAAAGGGAAAUUCUGGGAGUUAAGACACUUCUUAUCUAUUGAUUAUUACCUUUUUACUGUUUACAGGAUAAUUAUAAGCCAGUGGAACUACCAUCUUUCAUUCCUAAAAAUAGGAGUCGCUUCAAUGGCAAUUUUACAAGUACUGAAUUUUUAUACAUUGCA
This is a messenger RNA of Ochotona princeps (American pika), 3157 nucleotides long. It is a transcript of the gene SPAST, whose product is annotated as spastin. Gene Ontology annotation, molecular function: ATP binding; ATP hydrolysis activity; microtubule severing ATPase activity. Bases 258 to 2111 code for a protein of 617 amino acids. The record is from RefSeq and is a predicted model, not a curated record. The transcript is spliced from 17 exons. NCBI's taxonomy places the organism in Eukaryota, Metazoa, Chordata, Mammalia, Lagomorpha, Ochotonidae. Gene Ontology annotation, cellular component: microtubule cytoskeleton.